CAGAACUUAAGAUGUUGAAUGAUCAGAACACAGAUCAAUUGGAAACUGCAAACCAGACAUUCUGUGGGAAGAGGAAGAUGAUGAUGCAAUCCCAAAGUUUCAUGCAGCUUGUCCGGGCCUUGUCACGAUCUAGACAGAGAACUGAUGUUAUCAUGAAGGGAGUCGCUGUGAGUGGUAUGUCAGGGGCUCCUAUAUUAAGUAGAAAAGGAGUAUCCACAAUGCUUACUGGAGGUGCACCUGGCUUCACUGUUUCCAUUACUACAGAAGGAAUAAAGGCUGUGUUGGAGAUGUUUCUUACUGAUCGUAACAUCCAGAGAACUCAUCUAUACACCAGAUGCUUCACAUCAUGCCCUUGAGAUGAGCAGUUGAGGGUGGAUUGAUGCACAGGGCUUAGUAGUAGUGCUUGUUAUGUAGGUGUAGCAUGAUUUUGGGGAAGCCUGGUGGCAUGCUCUAGCUUAGGAUGGGGAGUUUGAUGAUCCACAGGAUGGAAGCUUCCAACAUGUGGGGCCAAAACAGCGGUUCGGUGGCAGUCAUACGUAGAGAACCUGGUGCCAAUCUGUCAUGAGGAAAUUGCGAUUCUACAUAAGGAAUCUUCAACAAUUUCUACACAUGCACGUUUUCACAUCGGUUUGAAAUUUUUUGGCAAUCAGUCAUGAGGGUACUGUGGAAAGCAUAGCUAUGUUUUUCCUAUAUUGCUGCUGUUCUAAACUACCUGUACCCAUGUGUUUUUGAGGCUGGGAAUCGAUAGC
Molecule: messenger RNA, 749 nt
Organism: Panicum hallii
Lineage: Eukaryota; Viridiplantae; Streptophyta; Magnoliopsida; Poales; Poaceae
Exons: 3
Coding region: 12-356 (114 amino acids)
Source: RefSeq, a predicted model, not a curated record